GCAUGAGCAGAGUUAGCUUCACUGCUGUAUUAUAGUAUGAAUGAGAAAUAUCAGAGCGUUAAAGUAACGAUGUGUUCAGUUGAGUAUCUGAGAGAGUUGAUCAGCGACAGACUAGCUGCUGCUGCUGGAGAAAUAUUCUCAGAGUUUGAAAAAAACAUCGUCCAGUACCAGGAGGAGAUCGAUCGUCAGCGCAGACUGCUGGAUGUCAUCUGGAAACCACACAUCCCCUUACAGCCCAUAGAGCUCCCACAGUCUUAUGUCUGUGAGAAUGAGAAGACUGUUGUUGACCAUCAGCCCCAUGACCAGGAGAGAAACUCCGUGGUGGACCAUGAGGACCCAGAGCCUCCACGGAUUAAAGAUCAGCAGGAGGAACUCUGCACCAGUCAGGACCAAUCAAACCCAGAGAUUUCUCAAAUUAAAAUGGAACAGGAAGAAUUGUGCACCAGUCUGGACCAAUUAGACCCAGGGUUACCACAAAUUAAAGUGGAACAGGAUGAACUCUGCUCCAGUCAGGAGGAAGAGUUAAUUGGAUUGAAACAGGAGACUGAUACCUUUGAGGUGACUCCUGCUGAUGAGGAAAGUGACCACAGUGAACCAAAACCAAACAGUGAUCAGCUCCUGUUUCACAUCUCUUGUGUAGCUGAGAGCCCAGAUCAGGAAGGAAGCAAGGAUGUAGACUCAGGAUCAACUAGAUGUAUCGAGCUGAAACCAAGACAUCAGAGUAACAACAGUCACAGUAAUGAUGUAGACAAUGCUCCAACAUCAGCGAGACAGUGUGAUAAUGACAAGGCAACAAAAUCUGCAACUUGCAAAGUCUGUGGAAAAGCUUUUAGUCGUAAAUCAGAUUUAAUCAAACAUCACAGAACCCACACAGGUGAGAAGCCAUAUUCUUGUGAAACCUGUGGAAAAAGCUUCAGUCAACGGGUCAAUUUGACUGUUCACAUGAGAUGUCACACAGGUGAGAAGCCGUAUGUUUGUGGAACCUGUGAAAAAAGCUUUCGUCAACGGACCUCUUUGACUGACCAUAUGAGAUGUCACACAGGUGAGAAGCCAUAUUCUUGUGGAACCUGUGAAAAAAGCUUUAGUCAACGGACCUCUUUGACUGACCAUAUGAGAUGUCACACAGGUGAGAAGCCAUAUUCUUGUGGAACCUGUGAAAAAAGCUUUAGUCAACGGACCUCUUUGACUGACCACAUGAGAUGUCACACAGGUGAGAAACCAUAUGUUUGUCACAUUUGUGGAAAAAGAUUUUCUAGUUCAUCAGCACAUAAUAGGCACAUGGCAGUUCACAAAAUGGGAAAACCAUAUUCCUGUGGAACCUGUGGUAAAAGCUUUAGUCGACAGGACCAUUUGACUGUCCACAUGAGAUGUCACACAGGUGAGAAGCCAUAUUCUUGUGGAACCUGUGGAAAAAGCUUUAAACAUAAUUAUCAAUUAAAAGCCCACAUGAGAAUCCACACAGCUGAGAAGUCCUGAUCCUGAAACAUCUGUGGAAAACAUAAUGUCAGAAUUAAGGUUGAAACAACAUGUAAGAAUUGGUACAGGUUAAAAGUAGAUGUUUUAGAUUUAAAGCAGCUUUAGUCUGUGCUUCAACAACAACUGUGAGGAAGUAUGUAAGCAAUCCUUGAUGAUUAGACCAGAUGGAGUCUGGACUGUGGUGGUGGAGCAGCAGGCAGAAGAACCAAACUGAAUGUCUGGAUGGAUAUGGUAUUGGUACAGACUACUACAUUUCUGCUAUCAUGACAUCCUUCAUCAGCAGAGCAGUGAUUGGAGAUAAUGUGAAGCUGUUUGGAACAUUUUCACUUUCUGCUGAGAGAACAUGGCUGUUCAGGUGUGAACAUACUGCUGGAAUCCACUCAGCUUGAGCUCUGCUGUCUUUCAAGUAAAAGGAGGCAACGAGAUACAGAGACAUUGUGACAGUAGGACACAACAGAGUGUGUCACUGCAGCAGAGGAGAUCUGGACGUGAAAUAAAGUUGUAAUAAAACGUC
Messenger RNA from Acanthochromis polyacanthus (spiny chromis), 1990 nucleotides. Its product is annotated as zinc finger protein 239-like. Gene Ontology annotation, biological process: regulation of transcription by RNA polymerase II. Lineage: Eukaryota; Metazoa; Chordata; Actinopteri; Pomacentridae. Gene Ontology annotation, molecular function: RNA polymerase II cis-regulatory region sequence-specific DNA binding; DNA-binding transcription factor activity. The transcript has 2 exons. The record is from RefSeq and is a predicted model, not a curated record. The coding region runs from base 37 to 1476 and encodes 479 amino acids.